AUGGCUUGCAGUAUCUUGUUGAGCCUCUUCUUCCUCGUGCUCCUGUCCGCUUCCUGUCCCGCUCGUGCUGAACCUCGGAGGACCACUGCGUCUCAGCGCAGAGUGUCUCGCGCGCCAGCCCUCAAGGUGCGCUUGGGGGGCAACUUCGCGCGACAAGCACACGAAGGGCGCGUGGAAGUGCUGCACAACAACACCUGGGGGACCGUCUGCGACGACGAGGUGGACAUCAAGCUCGCCAACGUAGUGUGCCGUGAGCUGGGUUUCGAGGGUGGCAUAACGUGGGCUCACAGCGCACAGUAUGGAGAAGGAACGGGUCCGAUAUGGAUGGAUAAUGUACGCUGUGACGGCUCAGAGAAGUCCCUGAAGGACUGCAAACACAACGGGUGGGGGGUUAAUGACUGCAAACACUCUGAAGAUUUGGGGGUUGUGUGCACCCCUGAGCGCAGGGGGGUGAGUCAGCCAGCCAGCAGAGGCCACACCACUGCUGCAAGGCCUAAUGGUAACACUGCACCCCAGUGGCAGGGGUUUGUGGACACCCGCGGGCAACCAGGGUACGGAUAUUAUGGAAACGGACAUCCAUAUGAGGUCCCCAGGUUCCAAAGACCCCACCACCACCACCACCACUAUCAGAGGCAAAGUAAGGUGCGAAUUGAGGAGGUCCGUCUUCGUCCCAUCCUUAUGGCUACCAAGAGGAAGAGCCUUAUAACAGAGGGUGUGGUGGAAGUGAAGCAUGCUGGGAGAUGGAGGCAAGUUUGUGACAAGGGCUGGAGUCUCAAUAGCAGCCGGGUUGUGUGUGGGAUGCUUGGCUUUCCAGAGGCUACUCAGCACAAUGUCAGAACAUACAAAAAAAUUUGGGAUACCAAGGUUACAGAUCCUUCAACAAGACUGAGCCUCAUGGCAAAAAAGAAAGGAUUUUGGGUAGAAAAAGUUCACUGUGUGGGCAGUGAGAACAGUUUGUCAGAGUGCCAUGCUCAGUUGUCAAUCCCCCGUAGCCCGACCCCUUGUAAGAAUGGGAGACAUGCGGUGGUCAAGUGUGUACCAGGACCUCAGUUUGCUCGCAUCUCUUCAGGAAGACCUCAAGCCCCCUAUCCAGUUGUGCCUGUGCGCCUCAAGGCAGGCCCCAGACUGGGAGAGGGGCGUGUGGAGGUGCUCCGAGAUGGAAAAUGGGGGACUAUCGUAGAUCACUUGUGGGACAGAACAGCAGGCAGUGUUGUGUGCAGGGAACUGGGCUUUGGUACUGCCAAAGAUGCCCUGCAUGGAGCCUUUAUGGGUCAAGGUACAGGGCCUAUCCAUUUGAACAAUGUACAGUGUACUGGGCUGGAACGCUCUAUCCUAGACUGCUACUUCCAGGAAGUCCAACCAUGGACAUUCAAACACAGCCAGGAUGCCUCAGUACGCUGCAAUGUUCCUAAAACAGGCACAGAAAAAACGGUGCGGCUUGCUGGUGGUAGAGUCCGAUCAGAAGGCCGUGUGGAGGUGUUGAUGGACGUUGGGGGUCGUAAGCGCUGGGGCUCUGUCUGUAGUGAGAACUGGGGUAUCACUGAGGCCAUGGUGGUUUGCAGACAGCUGGGCCUGGGCUUCGCUGCCAGUGCUCAUCAGGAGACCUGGUACUGGCCUGGUGACCCCAGUGCUGGCGAUGUGAUUCUCAGUGGAACUCACUGCAUGGGCACAGAGCUUUCAAUUCAACAGUGUCGUCGUAACAACUAUGUCCAUUGUCCUCGUGGAGGUGGAGCAAAGGCUGCCGGGGUCAGCUGUUCAGACACGGCACCUGAUCUUGUGGUGGAUGCCCAAUUGGUCCAGGAGACAGCUUAUCUGGAAGACCGUCCUCUCCACCUUCUGACCUGUGCCAAUGAGGAGAACUGUUUGUCAUCUUCUGCUGCCAGGAUGAACUGGCCUUAUGGCCACCGACGCCUGCUGCGGUUCUCCUCCCGCAUCAUGAACUUGGGUCGGUCGGAUUUCAGACCCAGAGCAUCAAAAGAUAGCUGGACAUGGCACCAGUGUCACAGGCACUACCACAGCAUUGAGGUGUUCACGCAUUACGAUCUGCUGACUCUGAAUGGCACGAGAGUUGCAGAGGGACACAAGGCCAGUUUCUGUCUGGAGGACACAUAUUGCCCUGAUGGCCUCCAGAAACGCUUCUCCUGCUAUAACAUGGGCGAUCAAGGCAUCUCCGUGGGCUGCUGGGAUACAUAUCGCCAUGACAUUGACUGUCAAUGGGUUGAUAUGACUGAUGUACGGCCAGGAGACUACAUAUUCCAGGUCGAAGUCAACCCCUCAUUGGACAUGGCUGAGUCUGACUUUAUGAACAAUGUUAUGAGAUGUCGGUGCAAAUAUGAUGGCCACAGAGCUUACAUGUAUGGAUGCCAUUCAGGUGAUGCAUAUAGUGCGGAAACUGAAGACCUAUUUGAGCAUCAGAGGCAAAUCACCAACAACUUUCUGUAGCCUGUCCCAGGGUCCAGAGGAGGCCUUCUCAUGUGGCCCAGAGAUCACUGAGCGUGGGCUCACGCUGAUGGCCUCAGGCCCUUGGGAUAUUAGGACCCAAAAUAAUAUGCAACAGAGUGCCUGCUCAUCUCCUUGGAAGAUGUGGACAUACUAAUAUUAAGCACAUCAUAUCACAGCAGCGACCAUUGCAGAGACACUACUCUCAACUCAGACACCAAAUACAAGAGUCGUCAGGUGCAAGACGGCUCAACAUGUUUUUUUUUUGUUUUUUGUUUUUUUUAACUCUAGUUAAGUAAGAGUUUUGUU
Molecule: messenger RNA, 2748 nt
Organism: Archocentrus centrarchus (flier cichlid)
Lineage: Eukaryota; Metazoa; Chordata; Actinopteri; Cichliformes; Cichlidae
Gene: loxl4
Product: lysyl oxidase-like 4
Exons: 14
Coding region: 1-2442 (813 amino acids)
Biological process (GO): collagen fibril organization; peptidyl-lysine oxidation
Cellular component (GO): membrane
Molecular function (GO): copper ion binding; protein-lysine 6-oxidase activity
Source: RefSeq, a predicted model, not a curated record